Penicillium diatomitis is the source of this 1404-nucleotide messenger RNA. RefSeq names its product protein geranylgeranyltransferase type I subunit CDC43 (gene cdc43). The record is from RefSeq and is a predicted model, not a curated record. Gene Ontology annotation, cellular component: CAAX-protein geranylgeranyltransferase complex. The transcript has 5 exons. Gene Ontology annotation, biological process: protein geranylgeranylation. The coding region runs from base 1 to 1404 and encodes 467 amino acids. Gene Ontology annotation, molecular function: CAAX-protein geranylgeranyltransferase activity. Lineage: Eukaryota; Fungi; Ascomycota; Eurotiomycetes; Eurotiales; Aspergillaceae.
AUGGCCGCUCCGAUCUUCAACACAGAGCGCCAUGUGAAAUACUACCUCCGCUGCCUGAAGACAUUCCUCCCCUCGGCCUACACAUCCAAUGACUCGAAUCGCAUGCUCCUGGCUUACUUGACCCUCGGGGGUCUCGACGUGCUCGGCGUACUUCACAGCAAGACUACUCCCGAGGAGCGGCAAGGGUACAUCGACUGGCUCUACCAUUGCCAAGUACCCUCGGGGGGAUUUCGCGGAUUUCCAGGCACAGACUUUGGCGACGAGCGACGAACAUCCGAGAAUGAAGCCUGGGACCCGGCAAAUAUCCCUGCGACGUUCUUUGCGCUUGUGAAUUUGCUUAUGUUGGGCGACGACCUUAGCCGAGUCAAGCGCAAGGAGUGCCUGGAAUGGUUGCCAAAACUACAGCGUGCAGAUGGCAGUUUUGGAGAGACAAUAGGGGUACGAGGUGCUAUUGAAGGCAAUCGGGAUCUACGAUACUGCUGUUGCGCGUCGGGCAUCCGAUACAUGCUCCGAGGUCCAUACGGAAAAGGCGUGGAGGAAGUGAAGGAUAUUGAUGUGGCAAGGCUAAUUUCAUUCAUCGAGCAAUGUCAGAACUACGACGGCGGAAUGGGCGAGUCACCAUUUCGCGAAUCCCAUAGCGAUUUAGGUGGCCAUACAUAUUGUGCAGUUGGAUCUCUGCACUUUCUGCGUCGGGGAACAGAUAAAAGCCGGUCCUCCCUGCUGCUGUGUCCGGGUUCGAAAAGCUUUGAGUCCUUGGUUCACUGGCUGGCAUCGCGGCAGACAAACAAGUUGCUUGGGGAGGGCGACGAGGAUGAAGUGAACGAGGACGAUAUUGAGGAGGAGCAGGAGGAGGAGGCGGCGGCGGCGGAGGAGGAAAAUAUGAUCAAAUGUGAUGAGGAGACACCAGAGUCAGUGGUUGGGAUGCAGUCCCACAGGCAAAAGGAGCGACCGGUAGAUGAAGGUCACCAAGAGGUCAAGUCAACUUCGAAUUCAACAGAGGACGAAAUUCGUGGGCUGUCUUAUUUGACACCAGAGUCUGGCGAAGGAAUGGCGUGUGCAGGAUUUAAUGGCCGAUGCAACAAGUUGGCAGAUACAUGCUACUCCUUUUGGAACGGAGCAGCACUCAUGAUGUUGGACCGUUAUUCUGUCAUUGAUGACGUGCGGAACCGACAAUACCUUUUAGGAAAGACCCAGCAUCUGGUUGGGGGCUUUGGAAAGGGUGUCGGAGACUCUCCAGAUCUCCUGCAUUCGUACUUUGGUCUCGUAUCGCUCGCAUUUCAGGGCGAAGAGGGUCUCACUCGGGUCGAACCUGCUCUAGUUGCGACCGAUCGCACAGUGGCGCAUUUGGAGUCCCUGCCAUGGUGGUCAUUUACCACCGAUAAAGUUGAGAUCUCUGAGAUCUGA